Penicillium chermesinum is the source of this 498-nucleotide messenger RNA. RefSeq names its product MAPEG family protein. The record is from RefSeq and is a predicted model, not a curated record. Gene Ontology annotation, cellular component: membrane. Lineage: Eukaryota; Fungi; Ascomycota; Eurotiomycetes; Eurotiales; Aspergillaceae. The coding region runs from base 1 to 498 and encodes 165 amino acids. The transcript has 3 exons.
AUGUCUUCUAUCCUGAGCACGCUCGGUCUUCGCGCCGCCGGCGGCAGUCCCGCCCCCAGUCAUGCCGCGGCCUUCCUAGUGGGCAACUGGGUCUUCGCCCACAUGGCGACGAACAGUCGCUGGGAGAAGAUGAGGCUCGGAAUUGACAACAACGUUGCGCCGCGCGAGGAUCUGGCCACGAUCGGCGAAGCGGCUGUGAAAGAGGGCAAGAUUUCCCGAUCCACGUUGAACCGAUUGAAGCGCAAGGACGCUACGUCGACCAAUUUGAUCGAUGGUUUCCCCUUCCUUGUCGCAUCUAUUCUCUUCGCUACUGUCGCCGGGGUGCCCAACGAGACCAUCAACACGAUCGGAGUGUGGUAUUCGGUGUCGCGGAUCGCGUACGCCGUUUCAUAUAUAUAUGGUGAGACUCAGGCUAUGGGUUCUAUUCGCUCUUUGGCCUGGCUGUCGGCAAAUAUCAGCUGUAUCACUGGCCUGGUCUUGGCCAGCAAGAGACUGUGA